Molecule: messenger RNA, 1769 nt
Organism: Triticum aestivum (bread wheat)
Lineage: Eukaryota; Viridiplantae; Streptophyta; Magnoliopsida; Poales; Poaceae
Product: thioredoxin H5
Exons: 5
Coding region: 1098-1529 (143 amino acids)
Source: RefSeq, a predicted model, not a curated record
AGAUAUUGUAGGUGUUAGUAAUUGUUUAUAAGUUACUAGCUUUAAUUUAAGACAAAGCUAAUAUGCAAAGUAAAUGAAAUCAGACGGAGUAUAAUCUUAGCUGCCGUCCAUCAGUCAGAUAAAGUAAAAGCGGUAAUGUUCUCCACUCUAUCCCGUCCUUUUCUGCAUUGCUCUCUACUGUAUUCUGUAGAGUUUUCCAUACUUUGUCAUGAGCUUCGAGUCUCUAGCCAUGAUAAGUAGGUGAAGACGACAGAUUUCCUCAGAAAUCGUAAGCAGCGGCACGUGCGCCUUUAUUUUUAGAUGUUUUGAGUGCUUAUAUAGGUAGGUGUUUGAAAAAUAAUCAACUUAUGCUUAAUCACCAGUGCUUAAAGUGGAAAACGGCUUGUUUCUGUAAGCACCUUGCAUCUGUUGAUUAUUAAAAAAAAUCAUAUAGAAACUCAAGCCGGCAAAUAAGAGUGUGGACAAGGCGCAGCAGCAACCAUGGCCGCCACGGUAUGCAGCAGAGCCAGGAGGGCCACCGCCACCCGAAAUACUGGGCUGUGCUGCCACCGCUGAUCGGCGCUAGCACCGGCGUGUGCCUUACCUUGUCACGUCUUGGCGCUGUGCUGUGCUGUGCUGCGCCGGCAGAACGGCCGUGCUCGCGUGCACGUCGCCGUCCAGUUUGGUCCAUUCCGCAGGCCUAAAUCACCAAACUAAUUUUGGACGAGGGAGUGGGGUCGGUCGCCUCUUUUCUUUCUCGCCCUCCCUCUCCCGCGCGCGCGCGCGCGUACGUCUUCCCUUCCCAGAACCCCGUUCCCAGCCGCUCCCUCCCUCGGCCUAUUUGCAGAUCCCCUGUCACCACGCCCUCCGGUUUCGACGGUUUGAGCGGCUGCUAUUAACGGCAAGGGCCGUUCCGCCCCGGCGCCACCCGCCUCUCUCCGAGCCCCCGCCGCCCGCCGGGGUGGGCUUGCCGUGGACGACGGCCGGCAGGCGUCCAACGCGGGGAAAUCUGAAUCUUCCGUUGGAUCCCCCAUCAUCAUCAGGAGGAGGAACAUAGGCUUCUUGGUCCUGCGCAAGAGUCCAGGAGUCCGGACAUCCUGACGGAUUUGCUCGAACCAAUGGGAUGCUGCGGCAGCAACCCUGUAGAUGAGGAGGAACACCUAGACUACAGCUCUGGGAAUGUGACUCUUAUAACCGAUCUAAAGAGCUGGGAGAAGAAAGUGGAAGAUGCAACUGACGCCAAUAAAACACUUGUUGUAAAAUUCAGCGCAGUAUGGUGUGGCCCGUGUAGGAUCGCUGCUCCUACGUACGCCGAACUCUCUUUGAAGCAUUCCGAUCUUGUUUUCGUGUCUGUGGACGUAGACGAACUACCGGAACUGGUCACGGAAUUCGAGGUACGUGCCACGCCGACAUUCAUCUUCUUGAGAGAUAAGAAGGAGAUCGACAAGAUGGUGGGGGGGAACCAGGCCGAUCUUCAGCAGAAGUUCGAACCAUACUGCCGGCCAGGUGACGAAGUUAUGAGUAAACAGUCUUUCGAGGACAAAACCUGAUGUUCCUGCCCGCCAGUCAAUAGAGCUUCAGAACGAGCACGGCCUCCAUUGGCUGGGAGCAUCAGCAAGAGCCUGCUCGGCGGCAUACGUAGGUUCGAGAAACUGACCAGCAGAAGUAGGAUUUCUUGGUAGUGUCCACACUCGAUCAGCAGUAAAUUAAGUUAGCCCAGCAUCUGUAACUCUGCACCACACACGCUGUCCAUAUGAACUCGCACGAAACAAUGUACUGAUUGAUUGACA